Messenger RNA from Malania oleifera, 3525 nucleotides. RefSeq lists its product as uncharacterized. Gene Ontology annotation, biological process: glucosylceramide catabolic process; carbohydrate metabolic process. The record is from RefSeq and is a predicted model, not a curated record. Gene Ontology annotation, cellular component: membrane. Lineage: Eukaryota; Viridiplantae; Streptophyta; Magnoliopsida; Santalales; Ximeniaceae. The transcript is spliced from 20 exons. Bases 61 to 3195 code for a protein of 1044 amino acids. Gene Ontology annotation, molecular function: glucosylceramidase activity; beta-glucosidase activity.
AACUUUCUCUCAAACCAUACCAAACUUUUUAUCUAUACUCCAAGGAGUGCAGAUGCGUCUAUGGGCGGAUCACAGCUUCAGUCUCUCGUGGCAUUUUCCGAUUACGAAAAGUCCAAUUCUCUCUCAUGGCAUUUUCCAAUUGGACAAGAAGAAAUGUCUGUAUCCAAAUGGCUGAUCUCACGAGGCACUGACCAAUCAAUCCCCAAUGCCUAUUUAACCUCUCUCGCAUUCCAACGCCGACGCAGCACACCAUCCCUACCCACCAUUUUUGGAAGCUUUCCCCGAUACGACCCAGGUUUGGUUCAAUAUAUUUGUUGUUACUUCUUUCCCAGAAUGGAGUUCAAGGGAGAGAUGAUAGAGAAUGGUUUGGAUGAAGGAGAAAGGGACGGUUGCAACUCUUUUAUUGAUGAGGUGAAGGUGGACCCUGGGAAACCCGCAUCACUUACUUGGCAGAGAAAAAUAAACAGUGAGGGCAAUGUCCCUUCUGAAUUCGCUUUAAGUUUGAAAGACAAAUUUCAUUUGGCUUCGAUAGGUCUUCGGUUGUAUCUUCAUGUCCAAGAAGAAACUGCCAAAGGAAGGGAUAUAUUUAUUAAUCCUUUUGAAAAACGUGAUGUCUCAGCUUGCCAUGGCAUCCCUUUGGGUGGUAUUGGCGCUGGAAGCAUUGGAAGAAGCUACAAAGGUGAAUUUCAGCGGUGGCAAAUAUUCCCUAGAAUGUGUGAAGAAAAGCCAAUUUUAGCAAAUCAAUUUUCUGUUUUUGUUUCACGCCCAAAUGGUGAAAAAUAUUCUACUGUAUUGAGCCCUGGGAGCCCACAGCCUCUCCAAGAGACUGCGGAUUCAGGGAUUGAGUCUUGGGACUGGAAAUUGAAUGGGCAUAAUUCUACAUAUCACGCUUUGUUCCCAAGGGCUUGGAGUGUAUAUGAAGGAGAACCUGAUCCAGCACUAAGAAUAGUUUGUCGUCAGAUUUCACCAUUUAUCCCUCAUAACUAUAAGGAGAGCAGUUUCCCUGUAGCAGUUUUUACUUUCACGCUAUCUAAUUCUGGAAAGACAGCUGCAGAUGUCACUUUGCUUUUCACAUGGGCAAAUUCGGUGGGUGGGGUUUCUGGAUAUUCUGGUCAUCACUCCAAUUCAAAGAUUAUGAUGCCGGAUGGUGUGCAUGCUGUGCUCCUACAUCACAAGACUGCAAAUGGUCUAUCUCCAGUGACUUUUGCAAUUGCUGCAGAAGAAAAAGAUGGUGUUCAUGUCUCAGAGUGUCCCUGUUUUGUCAUUACCGGAAAUUAUCCUAGUAUCACAGCGAAGGACAUGUGGUCUGAAAUAAAAGAGCAUGGAUGCUUUGAUCGCCUUAAUGCUGCUACAACGUCAGUGCCUUCUGAGCCAGGAGCAUCUAUUGGGGCAGCCAUUGCAGCCUCCCUCACAAUUCCAUCAGAUGCAGUACGUACUGUUACGUUUGCACUGGCAUGGGACUGCCCUGAAGUGAGCUUUUCAAGUGGAAAGACUUAUCGCAGGCGUUAUACCAAAUUCUAUGGUGCUCAUGGGGAUGCUGCAGCAAGUAUUGCACAUGAUGCUAUUCUUGAACAUGGACAUUGGGAGUCUCAGAUUGAUACGUGGCAAAGACCCAUUCUCUAUGACAAAAGGCUUCCUGAGUGGUACCCAGUCACUCUCUUUAAUGAGCUCUACUAUCUCAAUUCAGGGGGGACAGUUUGGACAGAUGGAUCACCUCCACUGCAUAGUUUAGUAAGCAUUGGAGAAAGAAAGUUUUCCCUUGAUAGCUGGAGAUCAGAUUCUAAGAUUCCCACUGAUAUAUCCCAUGAAAAUGACACUGCUGUUGACAUUCUUGAGAGGAUGACAUCAAUACUUGAGCAAGUACACACCCCAAUUAGAUCAAAUUCUGCUUUUGGACCAAAUUUGCUUCAACAGGGGGAAGAAAACAUUGGUCAAUUUCUCUAUUUUGAAGGGAUUGAAUAUAGAAUGUGGAACACUUAUGAUGUUCACUUCUACUCAUCUUUUGCAUUGAUCACAUUAUUCCCAAAACUUGAGCUUAGCAUCCAAAGGGAUUUUGCCGCAGCAGUAAUGAUGCAUGAUCCUAGUAAGAUGAAACUUCUAAAUGAUGGACAAUGGGUCCCAAGAAAGGUUCUUGGUGCAGUUCCCCAUGAUAUUGGACUCCAUGACCCAUGGUUUGAAGUUAAUGCUUACAACCUUUAUAAUACGGAUCGGUGGAAAGACUUAAAUCCAAAAUUUGUUCUCCAAGUUUACAGGGAUGUGGUUGCCACAGGUGAUAAGAAAUUUGCAGCAGCUGUUUGGCCUUCUGUGUAUGUUGCAAUGGCAUAUAUGAAUCAGUUUGACAGGGACGGGGAUGGAAUGAUCGAGAAUGACGGUUUUCCUGAUCAAACAUAUGAUACAUGGUCUGUUUCUGGGGUGAGUGCAUAUAGUGGUGGCCUCUGGGUUGCAGCCUUGCAGGCUGCUUCAGCCAUGGCACGUGAAGUUGGCGACAGAGGUUCUGAGGAUUAUUUUUGGUUUAAGUUUCAGAAGGCAAAGGCUGUAUAUGAGAAGUUAUGGAAUGGUUCCUACUUUAAUUAUGACAAUAGUGGCAGUAGAACAAGUUCAUCCAUUCAGGCUGAUCAAAUGGCUGGACAAUGGUAUGCUCGGGCAUGUCAUCUUUCACCCAUUGUUGAUGAAGACAAAGCAAGAAGUGCACUUGAGAAGGUGUAUCAUUUCAAUGUUUUAAGGGUGAAGGAUGGGAGACGAGGGGCUGUGAAUGGGAUGUUACCUGAUGGGAAAGUUGACAUGUCAUCAAUGCAGUCAAAAGAAAUAUGGCCUGGAGUUACAUAUGGUGUUGCUGCAACAAUGAUACAUGAAAACAUGCUGGAUAUGGCAUUUCAAACUGCUGCUGGAAUAUAUGAAGCUGCAUGGUCUGAAGAUGGACUUGGUUACUCUUUUCAAACACCAGAAGGCUGGAACACAGAUGACAAAUAUCGAUCUCUUGGCUACAUGCGACCUUUGGCUAUCUGGGCAAUGCAGUGGGCAUUAUCACCACCAAAACUUUAUAAGCAGGAGUUGAAAAUGGAAGGAAAGGAAGAUAUAUUUUCCAGGCACCAUGCUGGGUUUGCAAAAGUUGCUCACCUUCUCAAAUUGCCAGAAGAAGUAGCUUCUAAAAAUUUGUUGCAGAUUAUUUAUGACUGCACGUGCAGGAGGCUGUGAGUUUGAGACAUGCUUUAUGAAAGAAUCUGUGAAUAAAUAUGACUGCUGUCGUUUCAAAGCAGCAGCUGCUUGAGAGUCUUGAAUGGCUCCAAUGAUCCAGUCAUUCUUCAAAUGGCAGGGAAUGGCAUGAACUAUGCAUGCUUCUUCAAGAAAUUAAAGUUAUAGCCUUGUUCAGCUCAAGCAUAUAUUUUUCUAAUUUUUGGCCACUCUGGAUUAUUAGUAAACGUGAAUGAUUGAUAUUAGGUUAUGCAAGUGAAGUGCCGGACAGUAUAUGGGAUGUUUUAAAAAAAUCCUUAAUUUUAUAAUAAAGAUACAGGAUUUCUUGUAAAA